AUGGAUCCUGGGACUUUGAUACAGACCCACCUACUCUCUGCGGCCCACCUAACCUCCCUGGCCCACCCUCCACAUCCCACCUACCCUCUGCGGCCCACCUUCCCUCCAUGGCCCACCUUCCCUCUGCGUUCCACCUUCACCCUCUGCGUCCCACCUUCACCCUCUACGUCCCACCUUCACCCUCCGUGGCCCACCUUCCCUCCGUGGCCCACCUUCCCUCUGCGUCCCACCUUCACCCUCUACGUCCCACCUUCAUCCUCCGUGGCCCACCUUACCUCCCUCGUCCCACCUUUCCUCCGCGUCCCACCUUCACCCUCUACGUCCCACCUUCACCCUCCGUGGCUCACCUUCCCUCUGCGUUCCACCUUCCCUCUGCGUUCCACCUUCACCCUCUACGUCCCACCUUCACCCUCCGCGUCCCACCUUUCCUCCGCGUCCCACCUUUCCUCCGCGUCCCACCUUCCCUCCCUGGCCCACCUUCCCUCCCUGGCCCACCUUCCCUCCGUGGCCCACCUUCCCUCCGCGGCCCACCCACCCGGAGUCUCGCUGCUCAACGCCGCUAUUUCCGCCUGGUUUCAGAGCAGACCGCAGCCGGAUAAAAUGACAGCUCCUAAAUGUUCAUAA
Messenger RNA from Knipowitschia caucasica, 624 nucleotides. The record is from the annotation of a GenBank genome assembly. NCBI's taxonomy places the organism in Eukaryota, Metazoa, Chordata, Actinopteri, Gobiiformes, Gobiidae.